CGACAGUAAAUGGAAAUGACAAACCAUCAACACUUUUAAAUCGAAAAUUAGAUAAUUACACAUUUCUUAUACACCUUUAGCUUUAGCAUCGAUAGAUUUCGGCACAACCAAGAGAUCACCGAACUUGCAAUUUCGAUGAUCCGGUGUCGGUCCUAAUCGCAGAAGCUACAGAGAGCAGUGGAAAUGUUUCUGCCGCCACGACUGUCAGCUGCUUCCAAUUGUGGGACAAGACCGACGCACAGACACCUCAGACCUAAAAGGACGCUCUUCGCUCUCUGGUGAUGAUGAUGGGAAAUGAGGCGACGAAGAGAACGACGCGAGGCAGGGGGCGAGCUCGAAUUUGUGGAGAAAGAAGAGAACUUUAUUGAGCUGGACAACCAGCAUAUCUAGCAACAUCAAUCCGACUCGCGAAAUCAUAAUAGCAAGGACGCUGUCGAGCAGAUUGGCUCUACUCUGAAACCUAGUCGUGGAAGGACGAAAAUCUGCCGAACCCUCAUCUAGAAUUGAAAGCAAAUGAAGCGUUCGUGUUCCGUGGCUGUCUAGAGAUUGAAGUAUGGUGAAGGGCGACGAUCAGCUAUUGCUUGUCAAGCUUACAGGCAUGUAGAAAGAUUGCAACUUGUACGAUUGGCUAGAAAUCACGUGCUCCUCGACUGCUCGUUCAGUAGUACCUGCGGAAGGGUCAGUGGAGGAAUACUGCAGCCAUCGGCAGAUACGAAUGGGCUGCACUUGACUUGCAAAUGAUAGUAAGGCGCUUGACUGGUCCCUUCGCCGAUACCUAACCAUGCUGCAUUUUCACGGUGAUCGCCGGAGAAAAGGGAAUUGGCGAAUGGCGAAUGAUGUCCUUCGUACGAGACCGCCUUCACCACGACCGAUCCUUGAACGGCUUGAAAAUCGCCGAACAAUGUUCCACCCCAGAUCUGGAACUUCUGAUCGCCCAGAGUGAUGGUAAAUUUCGUGUUCCGGGCCGAGCCGAUGGUGCCGGAGAGAGACAGAAUGUGGAAAGCGCCCACCAGGCACCUGCGGUUCUGCUCGAUGUCCACAAUCGACACUCGAGAUACGAAGCCCUUGGCUCCCACGACGAACAUGCCCCCGCCCUGCUGUACGAAUUUGCUCGCCAAUCGAGCCACGGACGCGAUCACGAAUUCUCCACGUGGAAUGUCCAAGAAAUGGAUGUUCAUUUCCCCGCGAUUGUCAUCUAAAUGAACGGGCGGUGCCGGCUUCGGUUUGUUCUUGGAGCCUUUGGGUCUGCCUCUGGGCUUGGCCUCCUGCUUUUCAAAGCUUAAUUGCUGCUCCACGUGCCCUUUGACAGCAGCAGCGUUAUCCAUCGUUCUCCACCCUGAACCCUAAUUUAAUAUGAAAAGCAGGCAAUACAGUGGCGAAGAGUGAAGGAAAGCGGAUGCGGACAAUAAAGAAGAACGCAAACUGGAGAAUCAAAAAAAAGAACGACAAAAUAUCGAAGCUCGGUCGGAGUAAUGUGAUGUUUUCGGGAACAGAAAUUGGGUCAAAAAUAAAAGGUUCCUCUGCGAGACAAAGAACAGAUCUUGAGAAAGACUGUUAGGGCCUGUAGAUUAGUAGUAUUUUCCUCGAAGGUAGUAUCUUUUGCGAAUCCUCGAUUCAUCAAUCGUCGUAGGGCGUAACUCCAACGCCCUGAUGUCACAUGUACGUAGAAUUA
Messenger RNA from Marchantia polymorpha subsp. ruderalis, 1672 nucleotides. The record is from the annotation of a GenBank genome assembly. Lineage: Eukaryota; Viridiplantae; Streptophyta; Marchantiopsida; Marchantiales; Marchantiaceae.